This is a messenger RNA of Dipodomys ordii (Ord's kangaroo rat), 888 nucleotides long. RefSeq names its product transmembrane protein 169 (gene Tmem169). The record is from RefSeq and is a predicted model, not a curated record. Lineage: Eukaryota; Metazoa; Chordata; Mammalia; Rodentia; Heteromyidae. The transcript is spliced from 2 exons. The coding region runs from base 1 to 888 and encodes 295 amino acids.
AUGGAGGAGUCGGCACCAGAGGAAGGCCAACUUCCAAGCUCUCACCAGGGCUCUCUGAGGAGGGCUGUGGCUGCUGCCCUGGCCUUCGAUGGGGAGUCCACCAUAGGUCGCAGGAAAAAGAAAAGGAAAGGGUCUCGACCAGAAUCUAUCAUUAUCUACCGGUCAGAUAAUGAGAAAACAGAUGAGGAGCCAGAGGAAGCAGAAGGUGGAGAUCGGCCUAAAGAAGAGGAAGGAGAUGAUUUCCUAGACUGUCCUAUGGAUGAAGGUAUAUGGAACAUGCCUUUGGACAGCCGUUAUGUCACACUAACAGGAACCAUUACUCGAGGGAAGAAGAAGGGUCAGAUGGUGGACAUCCAUGUCACAUUGACAGAGAAGGAAAUUCAGGAAUUGACCAAGCCCAAGGAGCUGUUAAGGGAAACAGCACCCGAAGGAAGAAAGUCGUGCCAGGUGGGAGCAGACCAAGGGCCCCACGUGGUCCUCUGGACGAUAGUCUGCCUGCCUGUGGUCUUCAUCCUCUCUUUUGUUGUCUCUUUCUACUACGGCACCAUCACCUGGUACAACAUCUUCCUUGUGUACAAUGAGGAAAGAACUUUCUGGCAUAAGAUCUCUUAUUGCCCCUGCCUCAUCCUUUUCUACCCAGUGCUCAUCAUGGCCAUGGCCUCAUCCCUGGGUAUCUAUGCCGCUGUGAUCCAGCUCUCCUGGUCCUGGGGGGCAUGGUGGCAAACUGCUAGAGACAUGGAAAAAGGCUUCUGUGGUUGGCUGUGCAGCAAGCUCGGUCUAGAGGAUUGUUCUCCUUACAGCAUUGUGGAGUUGCUUGAAUCAGAUACUAUCUCAGCCAGUCUCUCCAACAAAGACCCCACCCAGGAAGUAGAAACCUCCACUGUCUAA